CUUCCGCUUCCGGGACUGGUAGCAUGGGCUCUCCUGAGGAGCAGUCUGUUCCAGGAGAUGAUUUUUAUGAGGACAGUGGAGACCUCAACAAGAACUUGAGCCUUGUCUCAAGGCUUGCCGAGAGUAACGAAGGUGAAAGCAGCCUCGCAAGUCCCAAAGGCAGCAAGCUCCCAUUGGUGUCCCAGAUGGAGGUGUCAGAGAGCCCAUCGGUGGUGCUUUGGACCGGAGGGUGCUGGCCAGAUUCCCCGGUGCCGGAGGAAGAGAGGCUAGGUUCCCCAGUGGAUGAAAAGGUGGUUGGUUUGACCUUACUCUCCCAACCCAGUGUAGAGACUGCGAACACUGGGCAGCAGGUGACCAACCCAGAGACACCAGGAGCCAGAGAACACCCAUCCUCAGAGAGCUUUUGUGCUGAGACAGAGACAGGCUCCAGCAGGAAAGCUCCGCAGGCUUCAGGCUCCGAGGAGGCAAAAGCAGCUUCUUCUGCCACUUUCUUCCCCAAGGGACUGGAGCAAAGCAGAGCUUGGGGGACACCGAGAAAAAGUACCAGUAGUAGAAUGGUGAUCGGCGAGAAUGUCCACCACCCCACUUCCGAACCUGAAUUAUUAGACGAAUUAAAUGAAGUACAAAUGAUGAGAGUGACCAUUUGCCUUAAAGAUGGAAACCAGGCUAAGAACAGUGGCCCAGCAGAGACUGGAGACCUAGCUAGACACUCAAGUGUCCAGACCAGGGACAGUUUCAUCCGGAUGCCCUCCUCCCUGCUGACCUCUACUACCCGGGGACUUACCUCUGGCAUGGAAAGACAGGCCUCGAAAGAACUGGAACCCUUUUCCUCUAAGAAAAAGCAAGGCAUCUCAUGGAGUAAGGGAGGAAGCAAGGCCAGCUACUCAGAGGCUGCUGCUGGGGUAAGUGCCCUGCCCAAGGCCAGUCCUAGAAAGAAGAUGGCCCAGAAGAAAAAACCCCUGUGGGAUGCCUCAGCAGUUACCCUGGGGAGAGCCUUCCAUCAAUGGGGCCAGAGACUGAAGUCAGCUCCUGCAGAACCAGCCACCUUCCCCCCAAUCUCUGGUGUUGGCCUGCCUGGGAGGUCCAAUAAAUGCUCACUGCUGCCUUUAAGACCCAAACAGUGCAAGAACUUCUACACUGGGAAGAGAUCUGGGGCAAAGAGGACAAAGGAGUUACAGUUGGUAACAAAAGAAGACACUGACUCAACCAGAGACUCUGGCUCACAGGUUCAGUUUCCAACAUACAGGGCAGAGCCACCUUGCCAGAGUGUGCAUCAAGAAUUCAGCAGCGGGGAUGUAAACACCCGAAGCCUCCAGGAUCCAGGAAACUCUCAAUCCUCAGCCCUAAGCCAGAGAGGCAUCCUGUCCAAGAAAUCUACACCCUCUGGUGACCAGGAAGAACCUGUGGGUCCCUCAGCCCCAGAUUCAGAGAUACUGCAACUACCUGGAACACAAGGUUGUCCCCGUUGUCCGGAGUUACAGAAGGAAAUAGAGGACCUCAGGAAACAACUGUCAGCCCUGCAGGCUGUCAGUGAGAAGUUCCAGACCCAUUCAAGUUAAACCCAACAUGUCUACAAGACAAGCAGCUGGCGUUGUUCUGAUUCCUCCUCCAGAUUCUUCUCUCCCCUUUGCCGCUGCUUUCUUUGCCCCUACCCCUUUCCUAGUUAACGAUAGUUUUGAAUUCAAAUACUUCUCAGGAAGGAAAAUAAAAGUUUGUGAUAUAAAGUAAAUAAAGAUAACUCUAAAGA
This is a messenger RNA of Grammomys surdaster, 1747 nucleotides long. RefSeq lists its product as uncharacterized. The coding region runs from base 24 to 1559 and encodes 511 amino acids. The record is from RefSeq and is a predicted model, not a curated record. NCBI's taxonomy places the organism in Eukaryota, Metazoa, Chordata, Mammalia, Rodentia, Muridae. The transcript has a single exon.